Molecule: messenger RNA, 1677 nt
Organism: Fraxinus pennsylvanica
Lineage: Eukaryota; Viridiplantae; Streptophyta; Magnoliopsida; Lamiales; Oleaceae
Source: the annotation of a GenBank genome assembly
AUGGGGAAGUCUCCUGGAAAAUGGAUCAAGACUGUUCUUUUUGGAAAGAAGUCAUCUAAGUCCAAUUUAUCAAAAAAUGUUAAAAUUGAGAAAAAGGCUGCUGCCAAGACACCAGCAGAAGAUCUGUCUGCAAAUUCCCUGGCAAGCUUGGAUUUGUCAAGUCAGGUUACUGAUAGAGGUCCAAAUAAUGUAGAAUUUGAGAAGGGCACAAUUGCAGGUGCUCCAUGUGAUAAUGCUGAUGUGUUAACCGUGAAUCAAGGUGUGGGUGCACAAAGUACAUUGGAUCUCAUUUCAAUUGAUACUGCUGAGUUAAGAAGGCAAGGGGAAGCUGCCACAAAAGCACAAGCUGCCUUUAGGGGAUACUUGGCUCGUCGUGCAUUUCGGGCUCUGAAGGGUAUCAUAAGGCUACAGGCCCUUAUUCGUGGACACUUGGUAAGGAGGCAGGCAAUUGCUACUUUCCGCUGCAUGCAUGCAAUUGUUAAGUUCCAGGCACUGGCUCGUGGACGUAUUGUCAGACUCUCCAGUCCUAUGCCAGGAGUGCUUAUAAAGUAUAAUUUGGGAGAAAUUCAGGUUGCUAAACGGGUGGGCGCAUUUGGAGUAAGCUCAGAGAACCUAAGAACAAAUACUUUUGCCCUUAAGCUUCUUGCCUCAUUGCCAACUACUAUGCCCUUGAGCCUUCAAUAUGAUCUGGCUGAAUCAAAUUCAGCUUGGAAUUGGCUUGAACGUUGGUCACGGUCUCACUUUUGGCAACCACCUGCUCGAGCAAAGAAAAUUGUUAACGUGAAAACUCUAAGAAAACAGGCUGGUCCACUUGCUGUUGAGGCCAAAACUGGAAAAUCAAAAAGAACUGUCAGAAAGGUUUCAACUACAGCCAAUGGGGACAACGGCGCUUUAGCAUCCACUCAUUUAGAUAAACCCAAACGCAACCCAAAGAAAGUUGUGACUCAUCCGACAGAAACAGUGCUGGAACAACCACAAAAUGAACUUGAGAGGGUUAAACACAAUUUGAGAAAGAUUUCUGCAUCCGUAGAACUGGCUUCUGAAAAGUUAGAAACCGAAACUGAGAAGUCAAACCCUAGUCUGAAAAAUGAGUCUACUUCUGCAGCUCCUGAUAUUUCUGAACAAGAGAUUGUAAAAUCUUCUGAAAACGCUUUUUCUUCAAAUGCUGUAGUUGAUGAACUGGCAUUGUCUGAAGCACCCUCACCAAUUACAGAUAAGGUGUCACAAUCUGAUCAUCCUGCUGUCCGGCCACAUUCGCCGGUAAAUGAUGUGGAGAUGGAGACAAAUCCUACUAUCAAUGAUGAAUUGGGUUCUAAGGAAGAACAGACUGGCAAGGAGAAUCAGAAAAUCAGGAGGAGGAGAUCUCUUCCAACAAAGCAUGAGUUUCCUGAGAAUGUCUCGCAGAACACCCCAAGCUUGCCAAGUUAUAUGCAAGCAACUGAGUCUGCAAAAGCAAAGCUCAGAGUGCAAGGAGCUUCAAAGCUUAGUGAUGAUGGGUCUGAAAAUGGUUCUGUCCGCCGUCAUUCUCUACCAGCCUCAGCUAAUGGCAAAUUGAAUUCAUUGUCACCUCGGGUGCAGAGGCCAGUUCAAGCUAAUGAUAAGGGUGGAAGCAAAAAUAACAAAUCCUUGAUGUCCUCUAGAGAUGACAAGGGUCUUCAGCCCGGAUGGAGGAGAUGA